Platichthys flesus (European flounder) is the source of this 2561-nucleotide messenger RNA. It is a transcript of the gene yipf2, whose product is annotated as Yip1 domain family, member 2. Gene Ontology annotation, biological process: vesicle-mediated transport. The transcript is spliced from 9 exons. Bases 318 to 1235 code for a protein of 305 amino acids. Gene Ontology annotation, cellular component: Golgi apparatus; membrane. The record is from RefSeq and is a predicted model, not a curated record. Lineage: Eukaryota; Metazoa; Chordata; Actinopteri; Pleuronectiformes; Pleuronectidae. Gene Ontology annotation, molecular function: small GTPase binding.
CUUUGUUUACGUGGUGACGUGUACCGGAAGACAUGCUAGCUAGCCUGGCUGACGGGGGAGCUCUCGCUGUGGGUAUGAAAGACACGUUUGCGGGGUUUUACUAUUAUUUUCUGUUGUUUUUUUGAACCCCCACGACCCGUGUGGACAGAGAUCUACGUUCGCCACUUGCAGAGGUUAGAACAAAUGCGGAACUACAGCGCUAGUGUACGUUUAGCUUAGCUAGUUGUAGCUGUCACAGCCGCUGACACGCCAUCACCACCGGGAUCAGCUCAUCCCUCUGCGGACAGGUGUGAAGCUGCUCUUUGGCCACUGCAACAAUGGCCACCCCAGAUGAUCUCCAGUUUCAAGAGUUUGAGGAAGCGGCAGAGCUGUUGUCUGCAGAUCCAGAGGCCUCCACGCUGAGCCUGUCUGCCUCAGACAACUCUGCUAGAGCAGGAGGAGGAGGGAGCGAGGAUGUGAAACUGGACCUAUCAGACGAUGAGGAGGGUCAGGAGGAGAGUUCGGAGCUGUUGGGUGGACAGAAACCAAGUGGAGGCUUCUGGACCUUUGAGUACUAUGAGUCUUUCUUCAAUGUGGACACUGUACAGGUACUGGACAGAGUGAAGGGAUCAGUGUUGCCGUUACCUGGAAGAAACUUUAUCAAACACUACCUUAGAUCGAACCCAGAUCUAUAUGGUCCAUUCUGGAUCUGUGUGACACUGGUGUUCUCAGUGGCGAUAAGUGGGAACCUGUCUACCUUCAUCAGUAAGAUGGGAGACCCUUCCUACCACUACAGACCACAGUUCCACAGAGUAACGAUAGCGGCAGUAGUGAUCUUCAUGUAUGCCUGGCUGGUGCCGAUUGGUUUAUGGGGUUUCCUCACAUGGCGGCAAGGGACAGAGAGACAGAUUGGAGGCUAUUCCUUCCUGGAGACGGUGUGUGUCUACGGCUACUCCCUUUUCAUCUAUAUUCCCACCUCAGUUUUGUGGAUCAUCCCAUUUGAGUGGUUGCGCUGGACACUAAUCGUGGUUGCCAUGGUGAUCUCUGGCUCAGUCCUGGUCCUCACCUUCUGGCCCGUUGUCCGCGAAGACACCAAGGUGAUGGCUGUAGCCACAGUUGCGACCAUAGUGGUUUUGCACACGCUGCUGGCGAUAGGCUGUAAGAUGUACUUCUUCCAGACAGCCGUCCACACACCAACACCAGCAGCCCCUACAACACCCGCCAUUCACAUUACACUGACCCCCGGACCCCACUGACCAAAGGCAUGAAGCCGCAUUGGCAGGGAGACAUGAAGGCUGUUAUGUCUGGAAUCACAGGCAGACUUAAAACCUUGUUUGGAUGAUCAUCAAUCACGUUGAUAAUUGUCCUUGUAUGUUUUAUUGUAUGCUCCCCUUGUGCGUUGGGAUGGGUGUGUGUGUGUAUGUUUGUAUGUUUAAUUUAUCCAGAGGGUGGUUCUAUCAUAGCUGAAGUAGACCUGCAAUAACUGUACAUUUCUACUGUGAUGUUUCAGGAUGUGCUGCAUGUACAUGGUCUAGAAUGACUUCCCCAACACUGUGACUUCCCUCUUUUUAUCAGCAAGACUGAAACACAAGUUUAAAAGAAGAGAGGAAGUGUAAGAUUGCUAGAGUGGUCAUAAAUCCAUGCUGCUGCCAAUCCCUACUUUUACGGGUGGUCAGAGAGCACAUACCUCAACCAAGGCUAACACCCUAUCUCGCAGCAUUAAAGGUAAACAAAUAAUAAUCCUGGAUCAGCCCAUUUAUUAGUAUCUGCUCCAAAAUACAAUAUAUUUUUCCUUGAGUCAUACCUCACCUCUCCACAAAAUGUCAUGGAACUUGGUUCUGUAGUUUUUGAGUGAUUGCUGACAAACAGCAAUAAAAACCCUAUUGGUGGUGGUAACUAGUUAAUUUGACAAAUUCAUUGUUAGUUUACAAGUGAUGACGAAUCAUGCUCUCGUGACUGUGUGGAUGUUAAUAGUGAAUAAAGCUGUGCACGGUGAAACGACAACUGCAGUAUGUCAUUGAUUUUAUUAGUGUAAUUUCAUGGAUAAUUUAUAAAUCUGAGAAAGCAGAGGAAACAUGGCCCCUGAUUCUUAGUUGUGAAAUUGUGUCUGUCACAGUAAAUCCCACUCACUUCAGCCUCUUCGUGUAGAUUAAGUGCUGAGUUGGUGAACAUGCCAAACAUCAGUACGUUAACUUUGUCACUUUGAAUUUAUGUCAGUAUGAAUUUGUAUUAGCUAAGUUGUGUUAGCGCAGCAUCAUGGGGCCGUCAGCUCAGGUAAAGAAGCUCAUUCUCGUUCCGACCUUGAAGCACCAAACAAAACCUUCUCCUUACUGCAUGAGACCCUAAAACUGAAAAGAUUUACACCUCACCUAACUAAUCUGGCUCAUUUAUUCCCAUGAGGAAGCUAUUCCAGACUGUAGUGAAUGUGUUUGACGAGUGAACACUGGUAGGAGCGUAGCCUCGGAACCUUCACUUUCAAAAGGACUCCAAUUGUGUUGAGAUGAUUGCUGUAAAUUGAGGUUGUCAUGUUGUCAUCACAUUGAUGCAGGUUUGGUUUGUUAAUAAACAGGCUCUCUUCUGCU